AAUACAUGAAUGACACUGUUUACGAUAGGGAUGUGAUGAUAGUAUUCCACAUGUUAUAGUGUUAGCAAAAUCUUAUAUGACUUCAUUGAUUCAUUUAUUGGAAAUUAAGAUUUAAGUGGAUUACAGUUGUAAUCCUAAUUUCACUUGAUUAAGUGUCAAUUGCUUAUAGCUUUACUGGUAUAGCGAUAUUAAUUUUGAUGUAAGUAAAUCACAAGUGUUUUAAUAAACUUAAUUGGAGAUCAUUAGAAAUACAGCCCUAUCAUGUCAUCCAGUUAAAAAGGAAAAGUAAAGAUUAUACACAUUCAUGUGACAUUUCAACAAUUCAGUUGUUGUUAAUGACACUUUCAUAACUUUCUUGUUUUACUGUGGAUAUAUUUAAAUGAAGAUAAUGAUGUGGUAGUUAAAAUUUACUUCAAUUGUGCAAUAAGAGACUUUAAACAUGCAGUCAGUGAGACUCAGACUAGGAAGUGGUUAGCAUGACGUAGUGUGACGAUGGGUUCUUGUCUCAGCCUUGACCAGGAGGAACUGAAGGCGCGAGCCCGCAGUGAUGACAUUGACAGACAGAUCCACACCUGGGCAAAACAGGAAGAGAAUGUUGUCAAGAUUCUGCUGCUGGGGGCGGCAGAGAGUGGGAAGAGCACGCUGGUCAAGCAGAUGAAGAUUAUCCACAACGAUGGCUUCACCUUCGAUGAACUGCUCUCUUUCAAGCCGGCAGUGUUGGACAAUCUAGUCAGCUCCAUGAAGUAUGUUCUUACUGGUAUGGGCCUUCUACGAGUCAACCUGGAAAACCCAAAGAACAGGGUUCAUGCUCAGGUGAUUCUAACGUGUGACAGCAGUUUUGACCACAACAAAAACAUGCUGCGCGAUGUGAGCCACGCCCUCAAGAGUCUCUGGCAUGACAAGGGUGUCAGGACAGCCGUUGCUAGGGGCUACGAGUAUGAGCUCAAUGAUUCAGCUAUAUAUUACUUUGAGAACAUGGAGCGUAUCUGUUCGUAUAAGUUUGUCCCGACUGCGCGGGAUGUGUUGAGGGCACGAGUCCGGACCACAGGCGUUAUAGAAACAUGCUUCCAGAUGAAGGGAUGCCUUAUCAGAAUGUUUGAUGUCGGUGGUCAGAGGUCGGAGCGUCGGAAGUGGAUCACAUGUUUCGACGACGUCAAAUCCGUCCUGUACGUUUGCGCUCUCAGCGCGUAUGACAUGUGUCUGUUGGAGGAUUCUAAUGUGAAUCGUCUCCAAGAGAGUUUGAAACUUUUCCGGGGUAUUUGCAAUAAUCGUUUCUUCUAUAAAUCAUCCAUGAUCCUGUUCCUAAACAAGGUGGACCUGUUUCAGGACAAAAUUCGCUUCUCUGGCCGACAUCUACGAUACUUCUUCCCGGAUUUCAAGGGUGCGGACAAGGAUGUGGACAGCGCCGCCCGCUACAUCCAGCAGCUGUUCCAGCAGCAGAGUUCCCUCCCUGGUAAGGUGAUCUACCCACACUUCACCACAGCAACCGACACCUCCAACAUACAGGUUGUCUUCCAGGUUGUCAUGGAUACCAUUCUCAGAGAAAACCUAAGAACGGCCUCUAUAUUAUGAGAAAACUUUGGGUUGUGAGGAGAAACUAUUUUAUGCUGAGAGAAUCCACACAGUUUGGCAAUUCUAUGACGUUAUGAUCUGUGGAACUUUACGUAUAUCAUUUCGUGACAACAAUCAUGGUGCAGUCAAAAUUUUGUUGAUUUGAAUGUGAGUUUAAACGGAUUAGUGGAAACAUUGGUUGUGGAAUAGUGAAAUGGAUCAAGAAUGAUAGUGCUAUAAUUAUAUGGUUAGUGGUUAGUGGUUUAAUUGGACUAUUAGACAUAUAGAAUGAUAGUGCUAUAAUUAUAUGGUUAGUGGUUUAAUUGGACUAUUAGACAUAUAGAAUGAUAGUGCUAUAAUUAUAUGGUUAGUGGUUUAAUUGGACUAUUAGACAUAUAGAAUGAUAGUGCUAUAAUUAUAUGGUUAGUGGUUUAAUUGGACUAUUAGACAUAUUGAAGACAUAUUUGUCUAAUUAAUGAAUGUGUUCUCGAAAAAUGCAAUUUACAUUUAUGUGUUCCAACUGUUGAAUUAUUUCCUAGUUAAUUGAAAUAUAUAUCAAAUCAUUUGGACCAUCUGUGCUUAAUUUACUGCAAAUCUUCUGUCUGUCUGAUUAAAAUUUUGACAGGAUCCUCAAGACAACCAAUAAAAGUUAAGUUGCAUUUGGAACUUCAAAUUGUUUCAAUUUCAUGGGCUGCAUUAGGAGAAGCAUUUAGUAAUUUAUGGCAAACAAAACGAUAUGUCUUUAAAAUAUUUCCCUGAAUGCAGUCCAAAUGCAUUUGGCAUGUCAAUUGCAUAACUUAUAAAUAAUGUGUUAUAUUAUAGCAACAAAUGUGAUAAAAAGGCACAAUUAUAUAAUGGAGUUAAAUUUUACAACUUGAAAAUUAUUAACAAUAUCUGCUGUAAUAUCAACCCACUUGUGUACCAAUAUAUGCCAAACUCUGAUUGUUUAAUUGUAUUAUGGGAAGAUGCAAUCCUGCAUGUUACUGUGUUUUCAUUUCUUUCAAAAUCAUUUGUUGCAAUUUUAAAACCAUUUAAUAUUUAGUUUUGUUUGUUUUGUUUCAUUCACCAUUUGGACAGUGUGUAGGUAUUUGUAGGUAUCUCUUUUACACAGUAGGUUUUUGUAUGCCUCUGCUUGUGGCGUACCUAGGCAUACUCCAGUAUGCCCGGUCGUACAAAUGAACUUAGGUUCCCGCUUAAUGGCAAGUGCUUAAACUCAACAUCCAGAAGCUAAAGGGGUAUAACUUUUCACUGGUUUAAGUUUGUUGUAAUAUGAUUCUACCCCUCCUACACCCACCCCAUAAAACAUCUUCCUAUCAAAAUAGAGAAAGACCUUCAUAUGCUUACAUGUACGGGUGUACAGUUCAAAAUGCUUCAGGUUAUGUUGGCUGAUCCAAAAAUGUUGGUACUGUUCAGGAGGUCAUACUGACUGACCCCAUAAUGUUGGUAGUGUUUGGGAGGUCAUGCUGGCUGACCCCAUAAUGUUGGUAGUGUUUGGGAGGUCAUGCUGGCUGACCCCAUAAUGUUGGUAGUGUUGAGGAGGUCAUGCUGGCUGACCCCAUAAUGUUGAUGGUGUUUUGGAGGUCAUGCUGGCUGACCCCAUGAUGUUGGUACUGUUCAGGAGGUCAUGCUGGCUGACCCCAUAAUGUUGGUAGUGUUUGGGAGGUGAUGCUGGCUGACCCCAUAAUGUUGGUAGUGGUUUGGAGGUCAUGCUGGCUGACCCCAUAAUGUUGGUAGAGGUUUGGAGGUCAUGGUGGCUGACCCCAUAAUGUUGGUAGUGUUUGGGAGGUCAUGCUGAACAUGCUUUAUACAUUUUUUACAGGUUAUUACAGAUAAUACUUUUGCUCUUUAUACCAACUGAACUACUGGCAUAAGGUUCUAAAUUCACUACUUAAACUCUUUCAAGGUAAAAAUGGCUUGAUUCUAAUAUUAAUUUUGUGUGUUUUUUUUACAUUUUCUUACCUUAUAAUGAAAAAUAUAUGGGGGCAUCUAAAAUUCUCAUAUUCCAAUGUCAGAUUCCUUAAAAAAUAAUUCAGGGGUGGAACUGUUAAAAUAAAAGAAAUAUGCUUAGUUUAAUUCCAAUGUUCUUAUUGUCUGUUAAAUACAAUGUAUGAUAACUUUUUUAAAGUCUUUACAGAUAAUGGUAUCAUUCCUUUUAGGAAAAUAAAUACAUUGAAUGUUUUAGAUAGUUAAAAUAAUAGUCCUAACUCAUUGUGUUUGUGUUUUGCCUGUAAAUAGUUGUGGUUAUAUACAUACAAUGUAUAAUGGUUUGUUUGUAAAUAUUAUACUGCAUUUACAUUUAAAAUGCUUUAUAUGCUGCUUCCUGAUUUGAUCUCACACAUUCUCACUUCCAUCUUGUCAUUUGUGUGGGCUUAGCCAAAUGUGUUUGAACAUUAUAUUAUACACAUGUACAUGUUUUAAAAAGCUUUGUAUACAAUAAAUAUUUUUCUACAUUGUUUUCUAGAUAAAUUCUUUCAAUAUCCAUUCCUAUUAUUUCAAGUGUUUUUACCGUGUUAUAUGUGUGUAUAAAACUAUUUUGUAAUUUACAUUUGAAAUUUUAUAAGAUUAAAUACAAUCUUGUUAACAUUAAGAGAGUUGACACUUGUUAUGUAUAUAUUAGAUAUGUGCUUUUUUCCUUUGUUUGUCUACAAACAGUUAUUUUUUAAGAUUUAUAUAAAUAAGGCUGCCUUUAAACAAAUGUCUCAGGCUGCAUUUACCCCAAACAACCAUUAGAGUAUUCGAGUAGGUAAACCGUUUAUUGUCCAGAAAUCACUGUCAAAAUAUCCCUAUUUACUGACUCACUAAAAGUAUGGGGUAGGGUCAUAAUUUACAAACAUUUGUGUAAGGAUGGUCUAAAGUUAAACGGAUGUACCUACGUUAGUGUAUGUUUCUGAUGCCCUUGGCAAUAGUGGGAGAAUACACUGAUUGAUUGUUAAUUCUGCAAUCUGCAAAUGCAAUUAUCUGUAUCUAUUCUUAAUUAACAGAGCAUCCUGCUAUACGGAAUACAGGAAUUCACUUCCAAUUAAUUAUCGUUUUUGAUAAACUCCAGAAUCACUGCACGCCAUGUGUUAUGCAUUAUUGUGAGGUUUGAUUGUUUUCAUUUUUCAUUAUACAUUUUGUUCAUUAUCACUGAUUUGAUUGUUAAGUUAUUGAACUGUUUCUGCCAGUUGUUGGCGAUGUUUGGUGAUAUCUUGCAGACGAUGAAGAAAUAUUUUGAUAAAAAAUGUUACAAAAGGAAUAAUAAAAUGCUUAAACACUGA
Messenger RNA from Mya arenaria, 4808 nucleotides. RefSeq names its product guanine nucleotide-binding protein G(o) subunit alpha-like. The record is from RefSeq and is a predicted model, not a curated record. NCBI's taxonomy places the organism in Eukaryota, Metazoa, Mollusca, Bivalvia, Myida, Myidae. The coding region runs from base 493 to 1572 and encodes 359 amino acids. The transcript is spliced from 9 exons. Gene Ontology annotation, molecular function: G-protein beta/gamma-subunit complex binding; G protein-coupled receptor binding; guanyl nucleotide binding. Gene Ontology annotation, biological process: adenylate cyclase-modulating G protein-coupled receptor signaling pathway. Gene Ontology annotation, cellular component: heterotrimeric G-protein complex.